UUUGUGAAAAUUUAGAAAAUAAAAUUUUAUUUUUCUUUUCGUGAACAUCUAUAAAACCAAGUUUCAGAAAAAUGUGUGGCCCAUGCGGAGGUUGUGGUCCUUGCGGAGGUUGCGGUCCAUGCGGCCCCUGUAAUCAUUGGCCAUGCUGCGGCCCUCACAGCCCGCCGUGCGGGGCACCUUCGCCAAUCCCAUGCUCGCCUGCGCCAGGCGUUUGCUGUCCGCCGUUGCCCGAAGGUGGUAUUCCCGACCCACGUGUCUGGAAUUGUUGGAAUACACCACCUACCUAUCCAUGUGGAUUUUGAUAAAUCGACUUCGGGGCCGAGCGUGGUGAGGGAAACGUUGGAACAGUGUGGGUGCUGUUUAUCUAUAUUUAAACAGGAAAAAUGGGCGAGAUAGCUGUAUUUGUGAAACUCUUGGUUUUAAAAACAUUGGAAGCAAGUUGAGUAUGGAAUAGAAAGUAUACUUAUCAACAGAUCCAACAAGACUGAACUAUUCAAAGAGGACUGAGUUUGUACAUGUGCGCCUCGAACAGAAUUUCAUUACCACAAAAUGUAUGGUACACACUAUGUCAGACUUCUAUACAUCGUGGCUCGAGACUCGGUGAGGUUACAAAGAAGAAAUGGCAGAAAUUUGACGAAAGCAAUCACAGCAAACAAAGCUCUUCAUUGAAUUUUAAAUUGUGAA
This is a messenger RNA of Drosophila navojoa, 684 nucleotides long. RefSeq lists its product as uncharacterized. The record is from RefSeq and is a predicted model, not a curated record. Lineage: Eukaryota; Metazoa; Arthropoda; Insecta; Diptera; Drosophilidae.